Penicillium soppii is the source of this 1341-nucleotide messenger RNA. RefSeq lists its product as uncharacterized. The coding region runs from base 1 to 1341 and encodes 446 amino acids. The transcript is spliced from 5 exons. The record is from RefSeq and is a predicted model, not a curated record. NCBI's taxonomy places the organism in Eukaryota, Fungi, Ascomycota, Eurotiomycetes, Eurotiales, Aspergillaceae.
AUGUUCACGAAUGAGAAAUCAGUGUUCAUCAUGGCUUUCCGCACGCGCAAGAGGCCUCUCUUCCGCGUUGUAGAGCCGACUUUCCAGUUUCUCCAUGAGACUGAAGCAUCGAAGACCAUUACGUAUGAGCCUGAUCAAUCUGAGUUGCUUGCUACCUAUGGGUAUGAACAGAGAGAGUACCUCAUGUCUGGUGUUGCUGCUAGAUCAUCAUACUGCACCCGUGUUCUGCUUCGACGUCCCGCGGAUCCGUUGAGGUUUUCUGGUCUCGUCAUUGAGGAGCCUGCUCAUCUGUGGGGCGGAACAACCGUAUGGCGGUUGAUAGAUCGGUGGAUUAUGCGAAAUGGCCAUGCCUGGUUGGGAGUGGAUUCGCAGGGUCCAGCCGCUAUUGACCAGACCAAGAGGCUUGAUCCGGAUCGCUACAAAGAAAUGCACUUCAAACCGUGCCCACCCUUGGAUGAUUUCAUGAAGCCCCUUCCCCGCAUCGGCAACAUAUCCAACGAGGAGUACUUGGACAACUACGGGGACUUCAAGACCAAAUGGUCCGUUGCAACUUCACAGUCUCCUGAAAUUCUCACCGCCGCAUCGCAUGGUCUGAGAAAUGGGAACAUGGAAAUUUGCGCAAUGGGCAUCAUUCUCUGUGGCCAUUGCCAAUCUGGAGACGUGGUCCGGAAUUUCAUUAUUGAUUCAUCGCAUCUGCAUCUGCCUGGUGGACACGUCCCAUUCGAAGGAUACAUGCCAUGCCAGUCCGACGGUGGCCCUGCGCUUCUCGAUAUGCCUAAUGCCAAGAUCAUUGAAGUUUUCGGAGAACAAGAUAUCCUGUGGACCAAGAACCUUUACGGAACAGUUGAAGAGCCUAUUCCGCACCGUCGCUUCGACAGCGGUGCCUUUCGGCUUUAUGAAGUUCCGGGAUUGCCUCAUCGGGAGUCUCGAUACAUUUCGCUAGCUGAGUUGAAGCGCCUAUCGGGUCGCUAUUUUCGAUUCGAUGGCGAGAUGGAUAAGCGCAGUCCGAGAUCCCCCCGCAGUGCUCUCAUCGCUACUAUCGAUUCAUCCGAGGAAAUUGAGCGGGACAUUUUUGAGACUGCCAUCGGUGGCGUUCGAACUGUUCAUACAGACGUGCCGGUUGCGAGGACUAUCAAUGAUUCCCCCAAGGACCGGCCGCAUUGGUUCAAUGGAAAAGAUGUUGCCUUUACGCCCACCCAGAUGCUGGAGAUCUACAAAUCGCUGGCAAACUUUCGACGCCAGGCAGCUGACGCCAUUUAUCGACAGGUUGUGAAUGGGUUUCUGUUGCCCGAAGAUGCUGAAAUCUUGCGUCGCGAUGCACUUGAGCAUGUGACUUUCUAG